UGUUAGCUAGCUAAAUUAGCUUGACAGUAAUGCCUCUAAAGGAUCCCAUGUAACGUUUAAACAAAUGUCAUUUUUCAGGCGAUAACGUUACGCGCUUAUAGUCAAUAAACCUGCUAAAAUGAUCCUGAAGCAGCAGUUGUACUCGGCAAUUCAAAGUUUAAACACGACCAAAAAUUAAGGACUGAUCCCAAAUCAGCCAUCUUGGCACCGGAUGUCGGUAAGUAGAAAGACGUGCCGUUUUCGCGAGCGAUUUCUACAGGAAAUACCUUCCGCCGUAGAGAGCAUUAUUUGUGAAGGGCUGCCAUUUUACCGAGCUUACGCAGCACAAAUGAAUUAUGGGGGUCAAAGUGAUGCAGCUCACCUCUAAGUCCCACCAUGAAAACAUCCUGGCCUCUCUGCAUCAGCUAUGGCUGCAGGGACAGCUGAGUGAUGUUACAGUGCAGGUAGACUACCAGGGAGACGUGCAGGAGUUUCAGGCCCACCAGGUGAUGCUUGCAGCAUCCAGUGGCUACUUCAAGAAAAUCCUUCUCUCUCAGGAUGCUACCCGAGACAAAUUAUUACUCUCAAAUAUGCACUCCAAUGAUUUCUCCAAGUUUUUGGAAUUUGUGUACACUGGUAAAGUUGAAGUUGCCAGAGACAAGAUUGGUGAUGUUCAAGCAGCAGCGCAAUUUUUGGACUGUGAGGAUCUGUCAGAAGUUUGUGGUGUGGCCAUGAGUGCUGGAAUCUUACAAAAACCUCCAAAGAAAACAUCUACAUCAGAAGUUGUAGAUGAAGAUGACUUACAUGGUGCCAAGAAAGAAAAAAGGACCAAAGGGAAGAAGCAGCCUACGAGCUUACUUCUUAAGCGGCGGCUCUCUCCACAGAGCUCUGAGAAAGAAGUCGUUUCAAAAAGAUUUAAGACAAAGAACUUGGUGAAUGAUGAAAAAAGACAAGGAAGAGAGCUAAAAAUGAGGUUGGCUGGCCAUAAAGUCCACCAGAGGCGUUUAAAUACUAAAAGAGUGGCUCUUAACAACCAAGUUAGCAAUGAAGACACAGAGCAAUAUGAGGACAGGACAGAAGCCGAGGCUCAGCCAGAGAAUCAGGCAGAGAAAGGAGACGAGUCGCUGUUGGGAAUGCCAGUCUCUGAUGUGGAUGAUUGGGAAUGUGAGGAGGAUGUGCAGAGCAAUGAUCCCGAAGACCCCUUGGUGUUAUCUCUGUGGGAAGAGGAGGAGGAGGGACAGUCCAAGGAGACAUUAAAAAGAACAUCCAAGGCCCAGUUCCAGUGUAACAAGUGCCAGCGGACCUUCCACUAUGAGAGAAGCUACUUGAAGCACAUCAGUACGUACCAUGGAGUGAAAGCAGAUGUCAUCUAUCGCUGUGAGACCUGCCUGCAAACCUUUGCUAACCGCAGCAACCUGAAGAUCCAUGAAAAGCAUGUCCACAGUAACGAGAGGCUUUUUGCCUGCGACUCCUGCACAAAGACCUUCAAACGAAAGAAGGAUGUUGUCCGCCAUCAAAAACAGGUACAUGAACGUAACAAUCUGCGGCAUGUCUGCCCUGACUGUGGAAAGGCACUCAGCUCCAAAACGGCCCUGUUGUUGCAUGAAAGGACACACACAGGUGCAAAGCCUUUUGAGUGCGCCGACUGUGGGGCCAGAUUUACCCAGAACUCUGCCCUCAAGAUGCACCACAGGACUCACACAGGAGAGAAGCCAUUUGCAUGUGACGAGUGUGAUGCCCGGUUCACUCAGAAGCACAUGUUGGCUUAUCAUAAGCGAUCACACACAGGAGAGAAACCCUUCAUGUGUGAGGCCUGUGGGAAAAGCUUUGCAUCUAAAGAAUAUCUGAGACACCACUCAAACAUCCACACUGGGUCCAAGCCAUACAAGUGCGAACAGUGUGGUCGAGGCUUCGCUCAGAGGAAUUCCCUCCACCAGCAUUUAAAAAUACACACAGGUGAGCGUCCGUACAGCUGUAAAGACUGUGACAAGCAGUUCACCCAGCUCAAUGCCCUCCAGAGACACCAGCGUAUUCACACAGGAGAGAAACCCUACAUGUGUGGUCUUUGUAAACGCACCUUUACAGACAAGUCCACCCUUCGCAGGCACACUAUGAUUCAUGACUCAGAUGCUCCCUGGAAAACCUACCUUGUGGUGCUGGAGGGAAAUGUGGAGGACAAGAAACCCAAAACUCCCACUAAAGGAAAGACAGAAAAAGCAGGAGCAGGGGAGAAAAAGAGCACCUCUAGAAAAAGUGGUGUUGCUGCUGGUACUUGUACUGCUGGCAGUCCUGGUAAAACCCCCACUGACUCCAUUGUGGUGCCGGCUGAGCCGGUCACUCUCCCAUCUGAAUGGACCACUCAUGGAGCCAUUGCUCUGGUCAGCCACGGAGCCCUCGGCGGGAUCACUGUCAUCCACACUGAGGUGCCCCCUGGGACCCAGAUCCAGCCCAUUGUAACCACUGACAGCACAGGGGCCAGUGUCAUUUCCUUAGAUGGAUCAGCCAUCCCUGUCCCCUUCUCUAUACCAGUGUCCAUGACUCACACCAUCCCCUUGUCCUCUGAAGCUUCCACCAUCUCUCUGUCUGUACCCACUCUCUCAGUUCCUGUUUCUGAUGGCACGUUGGCGUCAGUCUCAGAGAUCCCAACUGUUUCUACAUCAUCUGUCCUGGAAGCUGCUGCUUCACAGACCAUUUUGGCUCCAGUUUCAGAGACUAAGGCCACUUCUGAGACAGACAUUUUGCAGCCUAAUAUUCAGACUGUGAUUGUCACUGACAAGGUUUGUGGAAAAGAAGAAACAACUGCUGUCCCAAGUGAUGGUCAUCAGAGGACAGCAGAUAACCCCUUAGCUGAACCCAGAGGGGCCCCAGCUGAAGAUGUGGUGUAGAAAAGAAUUUUAACUGGCUGUAGGGAAUUUAAAAUCCCAUUUCAAUCCCUUUUCGUGUUAUUUUAUGUAUAUACUUGCGCAGUGUCUGAAUGUGUGUUCUGACCAUGUGGUGUUUCAUCAUUAUUAUGAUAUGAAGUCCAGUGUUUCAUUAACAGACUUGGAUGUGAUGUUCAGUGUUUGUCACAUUCUUUUGGAGUGUCAUUAAAAAUCACGUGCUUUAGUCACAUGUUUAAGAGAUAUAACUAUUAAUUAAGUAAUUAAUAUUGUACAUAUCUCAUAAUAUAUAGGGUGAAAUGUGGCACAAAUUUAAUUGAAUACAAAUAAAAGCAAGGUGAUUGUUAAUUCAUUACAUAUAAUUCCAAGCAUCAGGUUCAGUACAUUUUACCACUCAAAUUAAUAUCGGACAUCUGUUCCCCACACAUGGAUUGCAGGAGUUACAACUUUGAUGUUCUGUAGGAUGGUCUGGGAACCUUGUCAGAAGUCCUUAGCAGCUGCAGAACAGCACCCCAGUGAAUCCUCAAGUAGCUUUCCACACACCUUUGGAAUGACGGCAUACUUUUUGCAACUCUGCUGAUGAGUUAUGUUGACCUGAAUGUAAAUGAAGUAACUUAAAUCCUUCAAAAGUCUGGCAGUAACUGUUUGUUAUGUUCAUCGGAUACCUGCACUUAAAAAUGAUUAAGCUGUUUAAAUUA
This is a messenger RNA of Siniperca chuatsi (mandarin fish), 3556 nucleotides long. RefSeq names its product GDNF-inducible zinc finger protein 1 (gene gzf1). NCBI's taxonomy places the organism in Eukaryota, Metazoa, Chordata, Actinopteri, Centrarchiformes, Sinipercidae. The record is from RefSeq and is a predicted model, not a curated record. Gene Ontology annotation, molecular function: protein binding. The coding region runs from base 336 to 2864 and encodes 842 amino acids. Gene Ontology annotation, biological process: regulation of immune system process; regulation of cytokine production; negative regulation of transcription by RNA polymerase II. The transcript is spliced from 8 exons.